AUGGUGGCGCUGGACCGCGAGCGGCUAAAGCAGGAGGGGCUGCAGCUGUUCGGGAAGCUGAUCCGCACGAAGGACCCGGCGCGGCUGCAGGGCGAUGACUCGAGCGAGAGCAAGCUCAAGAAGGUGCUGACCACGCUCGACCUGACCUCGCUGGGCGUGGGGUCGUGCGUGGGCACGGGCAUGUACCUGGUGGCGGGUAUGGUGGCCAAGAACAUCGCUGGGCCCGGAGUCAUCCUCUCCUUCAUCAUCGCCGCCGUCGCCUCCAUUUUCUCAGGCGUGUGCUAUGCUGAGUUCGGCGUGCGUGUCCCCAACACGUCGGGCGGCGCCUACAUGUACAGCUACGUGACGGUGGGCGAGUUCAUGGCCUUCAUCAUCGGCUGGAACAUGGUCCUCGAGGAGCUCAUCGGCACGGCCGCCUGCGCCUGCGCCCUCAGCGCCUGCUUCGAUGCCAUCGCCAACGGCGCCAUCUCCUCCGGCAUGGCCGCGAACUUCGGCACCAUGUUCGGCGAGCCCCCCGACCUGCUGGCGUUCGUGCUGACGUUGAUGAUGGGCGCCGUGCUGGUGGCGGGCGUGCGGAAGUCGGUGCAGUUCAACAACGCCCUCAACGCCGUCAACCUGGUGGUGUGGGUGUUCAUCAUGAUCGCCGGGAUGUUCUUCGUCGACACCGCCAACUGGUCGGAACACGACGGCUUCAUGCCCUACGGCUGGUCGGGGGUGAUGACGGGCGCCGCCACCUGCUUCUACGCCUUCAUCGGCUUUGACAUCAUCGCGACGACGGGCGAGGAGGCCGUCAACGCCCGCCGCUCCAUCCCCUACUCCAUCGUCCUCUCGCUCGUCAUCAUCCUCAUCGCCUACGUCACCUCGUCGGCCAUCAUCACGCUCAUGGUGCCCUACACGGAGAUCGACGAGGACGCCGCCCUGGUCGAGGUGUUCGGGAAGGUGGGCGCCUACAAGUGCAAGAACUUCGUGGCCCUCGGGGCACUGGCCGGCCUCACCGUGUCCAUGUUCGGGUCCAUGUUCUCGCUGCCCCGUAUCGUCUACGCCAUGGCCAAGGAUGGCCUCAUCUUCAAGAGCCUGGCUAACGUGUGGCCCGUGACGGGGACGCCUGCCGUGGCCACCGUCGUCUUCGGCCUGGGCGCCGCCUUCGCCGCCAUGUUCAUCUCCCUCACCGUCCUGGUCGAGAUGAUGUCCAUCGGUACGCUGCUGGCCUACACCCUGGUGUCGACCUGUGUGCUGAUCCUGCGUUACCAGCCGCACUCGACCACCCUGCUGGAGAUGCUGCCUGAGAGCAUCCGCACACCCAUCAGUGGCACGCCCCUGCCCGGCACGCCCACCAAGUCGCUCAGCCAGUCGGGGGCACAGGGGCCCUUGACCCCCUCCCCCUCCCCCUUCUGCUCACUAGAAACCCAGAGUCCCAAUCCCCCUCCCCCCCGCUCCCCAAAGCCCGAAGAGGCCAGCUCCCCCCGGCCCAUUUCAGCCCCAAAGCCUGAAGGGGCAGACAUGACGGCCGCGCUGGGGGGGCGGCAGAGCAACCUGCAGGCGGUGUCUCCAACGCACCUGACGGCGGCGCUGCAGCAGAACGGGGGCGGCAGGAUCACGCCCUCCGGCCUGCCCCUCGACCAGAAGAUCACGGUGAAGCGCGUGAUGCGGUCGUCCCCCGACUCGGACGACACAGGCAACACGGAGGAGAACAGCGCCGAGUCGUCCCGCCGCGAGGACGACUACAUGGUGAGCGACAAGUGCGAGAACAAGUACUACGGCGCCGUGCCCACGUCCGCCGGGCAGGCCAAGUGGUACGACAGGUACGUGGAGAUGGUGCAGGUGAUGUUCCCGUCGCUGUUCCCGUGGGUGGAGGAGGGGCCCUGCACGGAGGAGACGGGCCGCCAGGUCAUGAAGCUCGUCGGACUCCUGUACCUGAACGUCCUCAUCCUUGACUCCAUCCUUGUGCGCGACCUGAGCCAGCUCGAGGGCCACUCCCCCGUCACGUCCUUCUUCUGCAUCAUCUUCUUCCUCAGCAUCAUCUACAUCCUGCUGCGCAUCUCCCGGAAGCCACAGAACAGGCGGUCGCUGCCCUUCCUGGCGCCGGGCCUGCCCUGGGUACCGGCCAUCGCCAUCAUCAUCAACAUCUAUCUCAUCUUCAAGCUGUCCAUCCUGACUCUGAUCCGGUUCGUUCUCUGGAUGACCAUUGGCUUCAUCAUCUACUUCUACUACGGCAUCAAGAAAAGCACGGUGGGCACGGGCGAGGACGCGGACAUCGAGGUGCACGUGCUGCCCAGCCAGAUCCGGCCUCCGAUGCCCCCCGCCCCCGACGCCCUCUCGCCGUCGGCCUCGCAGGCGGCCCCGACGGAGAACCUCGUCUCUCCCGGCAGCCAGGGCGGCGCUUACCAGCAGCCGGAGGCGCAGCAGGACUCGCUGGCGCCCGACGCCGUAAAGCAAGUGUACAUCUCGCCCAACCCCAACAACCCCUUCCGCUAG
This is a messenger RNA of Penaeus indicus, 2475 nucleotides long. Its product is annotated as probable cationic amino acid transporter. The transcript has 15 exons. NCBI's taxonomy places the organism in Eukaryota, Metazoa, Arthropoda, Malacostraca, Decapoda, Penaeidae. The coding region runs from base 1 to 2475 and encodes 824 amino acids. Gene Ontology annotation, cellular component: plasma membrane. The record is from RefSeq and is a predicted model, not a curated record. Gene Ontology annotation, molecular function: amino acid transmembrane transporter activity. Gene Ontology annotation, biological process: transmembrane transport; amino acid transport.